CUAGGCGCCAUGGCCACACCUACCUAACAUAUAUAUAUAUAUAUAACCCCCAUUGAUAUAUAUCAUUUCAAUUUGCAAAAACACAAUCUAUAUUAUUGCUAAUUUAAAAAAUAAACAAUGCAUGAACAACUAGGUGUUGUGUUGAACUCAACACUCAUGGUGUUGCUUGCACCGACGUUAGUAGUCUUGAUAUUAGGCAUCAUUUCAAGAUUAAGGCGGAAACCGUACCCGCCGGGCCCAAGGGGCCUACCGAUUAUCGGUAACUUAAUGAUGGCCGAUCAACUUAACCACCGUGGGCUAGCUAAGCUUGCCCAAAGUUACGGCGGGUUGUUUCACCUCAAGAUGGGUUUUGUCCACAUGAUGGUGGUCUCUAGCCCGGAGGUGGCCCGACAAGUCCUUCAAGUCCAAGACAACAUUUUUUCCAACCGCCCCGAAACCAUCGCCAUUAACUACCUUACCUAUGGUGGGGCUGAUUUUGUUUUCGCCCAUUGCGGCCCGUUUUGGCGCAUGAUGCGUAAGCUGUCCGUCAUGCGGCUAUUUAGCCGUAAACGGACUGAAACGUGGCAGUCCGUUCGCGACGAGGUAGACCACAUUGUUAAGGUCUUAUCGGGCCGGGUUGGGUCUCCCGUUAAUAUAGGGGAGCAUGUAUUUAAUCUUACAAAAAAUGUUAUAUACCGUGCUGCCUUAGGGACCAAAAUGUCUGAUGGCCAGGAUAAGUUCCUUGCCGUCCUUCAGGAGCUUUCCCAGCUUUUUGGAGCGUUAAAUAUUGCAGAUUACAUACCUCUUCUAAAGUGGGCUGACCCAAAUGGGCUUAGUGACCGGCUUGUUAAGGCUCGGAGCACAUUGGGCGGGUUUAUUGAUCCCAUUAUUGAUGAUCAUUUGAAAAAGAAGAAGGCUGUGAAUGGACAUGUAAAACAAGAAAAUAAAGUUGAAGACGAUUUUGAUAUAGUGGAUGAGUUGUUGAACUUUUACACUGAGGAUGAUAAAGUUCAUCAACAAGAUUCUCAGGAUAUCAAACUUACAAGGAAUAACAUCAAAGCUAUCAUCAUGGAUAUAACAUUUGGUGCGACAGAGACAGUUGCAUGGACGAUAGAAUGGGCUAUAACAGAGUUACUAUCCAACCCCGAGUACAUGGACCGGGUUCAACAAGAGCUCACCCGUGUUGUCGGGUUGAAUCGACGGGUGGAAGAAUCAGAUCUUGAUAAGCUCCCAUUCUUCAAGUGUUGCAUGAAAGAGACCUUACGAUUGCACCCACCAAUUCCCCUUCUACUCCAUGCAACUUCAAAUGAUGCAAUUAUCGGAGGUCAAUACUACAUUCCGAAACAAUCACAGGUUUUGGUCAAUACAUGGGCUAUUGGCCGAGACCCGAACUCAUGGUCUGAUCCGGAUAGGUUCAAACCCGAAAGGUUCCUUGACGAGAGUGCACCCGAGAUUAAGGGAAAAGAUUUUGAGUUCAUACCAUUCGGGUCGGGUAGGAGGUCUUGCCCCGGUAUGGGGCUUGCGUUAUUUACACUUGAGAUAUGUGCGGUGAACUUACUACAUUGCUUUACGUGGGAGCUGCCAGAUGGGAUGAAACCGAGUGAACUGAACAUGGAUGAAACCUUUGGGCUCACUAUUUCUAAGAUGAGUCGACUCGUUGCUGUGCCGAGUCACCGCCUAUUGUGCCCACUCAACUCUUGAUAAGUCAGCACCCCAACUCCAAGUCCUAAAAAAGCACGUCUCAAUAAGGAUUUUUUCCACUCCUUCCUCAAGACCGCUAAAUUUGCUUUUCACAGAGCAUGUAACGCAAUGUUGUACCAGUAUAAUUAGUAAUGGUCCGUUCAUGUUUGUUUCGUUACUAUAUUAUAUAUAAAAAAGCGUGUUCUCUUAUACAGUUAUACUCCCUUCGUCUCU
Spinacia oleracea (spinach) is the source of this 1893-nucleotide messenger RNA. RefSeq names its product cytochrome P450 84A1. Gene Ontology annotation, molecular function: oxidoreductase activity, acting on paired donors, with incorporation or reduction of molecular oxygen; monooxygenase activity; heme binding. Bases 118 to 1680 code for a protein of 520 amino acids. The transcript has 2 exons. NCBI's taxonomy places the organism in Eukaryota, Viridiplantae, Streptophyta, Magnoliopsida, Caryophyllales, Amaranthaceae. The record is from RefSeq and is a predicted model, not a curated record.